AUUUACCUUGAUGUAGUAAUUAACGACCUAAUUAGCUAGUUCCUAGCUAGCCGGUGGCUACCGAAAAGUUCUUGUGAGUAGUCAGGGAUUUUCAUAAUAUAAAUAAGACAAUGGAGAUAUCGAUAGACGAUGCUCGAAAAUGUUCUAUUUGUCUGGACAGUUUUAGAUGUCCAAAGAUGCUGCCAUGUAAACACACAUUUUGUAAGCGGUGCAUCUCAGGUUACCAAAGAAAGUAUAAGUCAGAUGACGAAUUCCAGUGCCCACUUUGUAGAACCGUAUUGGUGUUACCGGAAAACGGUGUUGCGGGAUUCUGGGAUAAUUAUUUUAUCCGGGACAUAUUCCCUGAACGUGUCUGUGAAGUCUGCAAUGCAGAGGAAGAUGACGUAGAUGAUUGUGACUAUUGUGACAAGUAUCUAUGCUCCUUCUGUGCACCUGAACAUGUAUGCAAAAGACCACGAAAAGAAAUUAAGAGACAAAGGGAGGACCCAUCAUUCCGUUCUUACUUGGAUUCUAAUUCUGACUGGGAUUCUUCCAGUGUUUCUGAGAGUAAUUCUUUAUCUAGUGAUAGUAACGAUGAACCAAUUCCCUUUGAAUUGCGUAAACAUGGACCAACAACUAUCGUGAAGACUGUUUCCAUGGAGAUUUGUAUCCAGAUAUCUGAAGAAGAAUGUAUAUCCUCUAUAUUUCAAGUAUCAGAAGACGUAUCGGCAUUUCUAACAUUUGGCGGUUUUAUUUGUCGCUUUUUUGACACGCGUGAUGGUUUAACCUUGAGUGAAAUUUCGAUUGUUGAUGGGGCUACAGAUGUUUGUGGUUCAGGGGAUGGCACAAUUUUUUCAUUACUUCGAAAUUGUUCCUUGGUUAUGAAAACGACGGGUAAUGGUGCCGAUGUGUCCGUGAUUUCUAUUAAGGAUUGCGAUCCUCUGAAAAUGUGUUCAAUUCAGCAGGAUCGAAUUCUUGUUUUGGGGAUGGGAAACCGAUCAACUAUUGUUGGGCAAAUUUUAGACAAUGGAGGCAAAGAACUCGACAAGUUUAACUUAAAUGUGGAAUUCUAUCCUCACUCUCUUGCUGUUAACGAUAGCUGUUCUGUUAUGUGUAUACUGUACGCAGAAAUAAAUUUUGUAGAUAUCAGGGGCAUGGAUGGACAUUUAAUCAAGAGAUAUUCUGGAUGCACUUUAGAGCAAAUUGAAGAAGAAUUCAAGCCACUUUCAGUUACAUCUUUCGCAGAUGACAGUUUUCUUGUGUUGAACGGGUCGACUAAAUCUUUACACAUUAUUUCACCAACAGGUGAUUUCAUGGGACUGGUCAUUUGUGAAAACUGUGAUAAACCGUGCAGUAUUUAUCGAGACAAUGCCAAUAAGAUAUGGAUAGGGGACAGUGAAGAUGGUACCCUGAAAGCCUUUGCCGUGGAUACUUACUGUAAUGUGUUUCCUGGCCCGGAAAAUAAUAUAGAAAGAUUGAAACUAAGAAAAGAUAGGUAUCAGAGGCCAUCUUACUUACAUCGAACCCCCUCUUUAUUACGCUUUAGGCGUCGACACGAACCAUUCCUGGGAUUUUCUCGGAGAUCAGGAGAUUCGUCUGAGGGAGAGGAAUUUCCUUUUAUAUAAGAUUGUCUUACUAGUAUAUGACAUUCUUUUCUCUUUCGUAAAACUCUUGGAAGUCAUUUAUAGCGUUUGUGUGUAAAGACAUGAACCAAAAUUUGAAGUGUUAAAUUGCGCCAUUAUUUCAUCUUCUUAACAGUAUAGUUUUUUAAGUACAAGUAUUCCUAGACUGCAUUUAUGUACGUUCUCUGACAGAUGCAUAUUGUACGUAAUUGCUUAAAAGCAAUAAAAUACAUUAUAACAUACUAAGAACUCGAGAGCUUCUCGGAAUUCAGAGCUGGCAUUCAACAUAAUU
Molecule: messenger RNA, 1893 nt
Organism: Saccostrea echinata
Lineage: Eukaryota; Metazoa; Mollusca; Bivalvia; Ostreida; Ostreidae
Exons: 2
Coding region: 111-1604 (497 amino acids)
Biological process (GO): positive regulation of DNA-templated transcription
Cellular component (GO): chromatin; nucleoplasm
Molecular function (GO): ubiquitin-protein transferase activity
Source: RefSeq, a predicted model, not a curated record